UUAUUGUUUGCUACUUAAUCGCCUUCUUCUUCCUUCUUCACUAAUCUUAUUCCAAUACCACAACCAAAAUAACAAUACCGCAAACCACACACACCCUUCAAACCGAAAUCCAAGAAUCGAUAGUAAAGUAAAACAACAGCAAAUAUGCCUAAGAAUAAGGGAAAGGGAGGAAAGAACAGGCGUCGUGGAAAGAACGAGAACGACAACGAGAAGCGUGAACUAACCUUCAAGGAAGAAGGUCAAGAAUAUGCCCAAGUUAUUAAGAUGCUCGGAAACGGUCGUUUAGAAGCUCUCUGCUUUGAUGGUACUAGACGUCUUGCACAUAUCCGUGGAAAGCUCAGAAAGAAGGUCUGGAUCAACCAAGGAGAUAUCAUUCUCCUUUCUCUCCGUGAUUACCAAGAUGAGAAGGGAGAUGUCAUCCUUAAGUACAGCGCCGACGAAGCCAGAAGUUUGAAGGCCUACGGAGAACUCCCCGAGAGCGCAAAGAUCAACGAGACCGAUACCUACGGACAAGGCGAAGACGGAGAUUGCAACUUCGAGUUCGAUGACGACAGAGAUAGUGGUAGCGAUUCUGAUGAUGCUGCUGAAGGAGGAAAGGGCAAGGAGAUUGAUAUUGAUGAUAUCUAAAAUGUUCUGGGGGUUAGUGGCUCCCCUACACGGUUGAUAGUGGUGGUUAGGGGGAUGGAAAGAAAGACUGUCUUCUCUCUCAAUCUCGUUGGAUCUGGUCAUCGUUCCACUCGCUGGAUCCCGAGAACCUCGACAGGCAUUUUUCCUUCUAGUGCUUCAUUCGACUGGCGAUACUUGUAUAGUGGGAGAGACGUUAUGCAUGUAUUAACCAAGACUCUUAAUUCCAAUCUACGUAGCAUAGACUGACGGCUAUUCGAAUAAUAAAAUGGUAUUUUUCUUUUGAA
Molecule: messenger RNA, 911 nt
Organism: Botrytis porri
Lineage: Eukaryota; Fungi; Ascomycota; Leotiomycetes; Helotiales; Sclerotiniaceae
Exons: 3
Coding region: 145-627 (160 amino acids)
Biological process (GO): translational initiation
Cellular component (GO): cytoplasm
Molecular function (GO): translation initiation factor activity; RNA binding
Source: RefSeq, a predicted model, not a curated record